AUGAGACGAAUCGUCGCAAUUCUCCCACUGUUUGCCCCCGUGCUCGCGGCGAACCGAACCGUCGCGCCCCCUGGAUGCAUCACCGUGUCCAACACCAUCCAGGCCGCCGUCGACGCGCUGUCGACGGCAUCCGCAGACGCGCAGUGCAUAUUCAUCUCGCCUGGGACGUACACGGAGCAGGUGCUGGUGCCGGCUCGCCGAGCGCAGCUGAGCGUGUACGGGUCGACGGCGGACACUGGCGGCUAUGCGGGCAACGAGGUGACUAUCACGAGCAGCAAGAGCCAGGCCGACGGGCUGUCCAACGACGGCUCGGCCACACUGCGUGUCAAGGCGGCCGGCUUCCGGCUAUACAAUGUCAAUAUCAACAACGGCCACGGGCGCGGUAGCCAAGCCGUGGCGCUGAGCGCCUCUGCUGAUAGCGCCUACUAUGGCUGUGCGUUCACCGGCUACCAGGACACGCUGCUCGCCGACACGGGCACGCAGCUGUACGCGCGCUGCCUGGUCCAGGGGGUGACGGAUUUCAUCUUUGGCCAGCACGCGCCGGCGUGGUUUGAGAAGUGCGAUAUACGCGUGCUUUCCGCCUCGAUGGGAUACAUUACAGCAUCGGGGCGGAGCUCCUCUUCGGACCCAAACUACUACGUCUUCAACAGCUGCAGCAUAGCGGCUGCGGCUGGCAGCAAUGUUGCCGACGGGGCCUUCUAUCUCGGCCGCCCGUGGCGGGCGUAUGCGCGUGUCGUUAUGCAGAAGACGUCCAUGACGAGCGUCGUUAACCCAGCGGGCUGGCGCAUAUGGAACGCUGGGGAUGAGAGGACGAGCAACGUGCUCUUUGGCGAGCACGCCAACACGGGUGCCGGAGCAAAGGGCACCCGCGCGCCGUUUGCCACCAAAUUCAGCUCGGCCGUCGCCAUCGAGACGGUUCUGGGGAGUGGGUUCACUGGCGCAGGCUGGUUUGACUCGGCUUAUCUGUGA
Messenger RNA from Lasiosphaeria miniovina, 969 nucleotides. RefSeq names its product family 8 carbohydrate esterase. The transcript has 3 exons. Bases 1 to 969 code for a protein of 322 amino acids. Lineage: Eukaryota; Fungi; Ascomycota; Sordariomycetes; Sordariales; Lasiosphaeriaceae. Gene Ontology annotation, molecular function: pectinesterase activity. The record is from RefSeq and is a predicted model, not a curated record. Gene Ontology annotation, biological process: cell wall modification; pectin catabolic process.